Messenger RNA from Trematomus bernacchii (emerald rockcod), 651 nucleotides. It is a transcript of the gene npy, whose product is annotated as neuropeptide Y. Gene Ontology annotation, cellular component: extracellular region. The record is from RefSeq and is a predicted model, not a curated record. Gene Ontology annotation, biological process: neuropeptide signaling pathway; feeding behavior. Gene Ontology annotation, molecular function: neuropeptide Y receptor binding; neuropeptide hormone activity. NCBI's taxonomy places the organism in Eukaryota, Metazoa, Chordata, Actinopteri, Perciformes, Nototheniidae. The transcript is spliced from 4 exons. The coding region runs from base 52 to 351 and encodes 99 amino acids.
AGAAGAGAGCCUCAGGACAGCGCGAGAACAUUCCUCAAAACUCUAGGCAAAAUGCAUCCUAACUUGGUGAGCUGGCUGGGGACUCUGGGCUUCCUGCUGUGGGCGCUGCUGUGCCUGGGCGCCCUGACGGAGGGGUACCCGAUGAAACCGGAGAACCCCGGGGAGGACGCCCCGGCGGAGGAUCUGGCCAAGUACUACUCAGCCCUGAGACACUACAUCAACCUCAUCACAAGACAGAGGUAUGGAAAGAGGUCCAGUCCUGAGAUUCUGGACACACUGGUCUCAGAGCUGCUGUUGAAGGAAAGCACAGACACGCUCCCACAGUCGAGAUAUGACCCAUCAAUGUGGUGAUGCUUUCAUCAGUGUUGGCUCAACCUCGCUGCUGCCCUGCUGACAUUCUGACCUCUACCAUCACUACAUACCCUCCUCCACAAAAUGACCACCCUGCCUCUGCUCCUUUUACCUUUAUGAGCCGCCACAUAUUCAACCCCUCGUCCUAACUCAUCAGCUACAGUCACAACUGCUUAUAGUCUGUGCCAUAACAUUGUAAAUAGUUUAUCCAGAUAUAUCAUCUGUGAAACAUAAAAGUACAGUUUGGGGAGGGCAUGUUGAUUGUAUUGUAUAAUUGUGCUAUUAAAGAUUAAUUGUUUG